CACACACAUAUAAUUAAAAUUAUAAUUUUAGAAAAACUCCAACUCUGUUUCAUAAACUGUCUAUCCCCGUAAUUCUUCUUGGCAUCAAAGCUAUGAAUCUUGGUUUGGCCUGAGUCAAAGGUCCCUGAAAAUCUAGAGAAAUGAGUUUCAGCCUGUAAGUUGUGACUUCUUUGGCAGGAGGGGAUUGAAUGUCCAUAUCACAGGGGUCACAUAUCAGACAUCCUGCAUAGCAAUAUUUACAUUCUGAUUCAGAGCAAUAGCAAUACUACAGUAGUAAUGAAAUAAAUUUAUCAUUGGCUGUCACCGCAGUAUGAUGAGCUGUCUUAAUGGGGGACAGCAUUAAGAAGAUUGAGAACCACUGAUCUAGAGUCAUUUCUUGGACUGGUGAAGGUGGCAGUGGGAUGUGUCCUUCUGUCCCCACACCACCAAUCAAACAUUUCCAUAUCAGAAACUGUCAUUUGAGACAGCCUGAAUGACUCAUAAUUGCCUCCAGAAAAAAAGAUCUCUUAUUCCCGGAGAGGAGAGAAAUGUGUUCAUUGACUGUGGACAGUGUGUCUCCAGCUCUCUCCAUUCUGACUCUUGUCUCCCAUACAUUCAGUCUCUGGAUCUUUAGCACACAGAAUCCUCUGACCUGGCUCUGGUGCCUGCUUCUUUAAUGAUUUCCUCAAACUUCAUAGCUGCAGCAAUAUGGGGCUCACCACUCCAAAGGAUCACCGCCCUUUGUCUAAAAGCCAAGGCAUGAAGUUUGCUGACGACACAGACGGAGUGGAACCGCCCCAAGCAUAAAUGGCAUUUCUUCCCUCUCAACGUUUUCAGUUUCUUGUUGUAGCUGAAACUCAGCCUGUCAGCUCUGAGAUGAGUGCUGCAGAGCCUGCAGAGGCUUUUCUGGGCAUGCUCAGUACCACAGACAGACUGCAGGAAGGCGAGAUCGAUAAAAAGCUCCAAGGAAAAUGUCUCAAAAUUGUCUGCCCCCUGUCUCCUGCUGGGCUUUACUGCUGCUAUACAGUGAUCAUUGUCCUCAUUGGAGCUGUGAUUGCACUUUCUGUUGCAUUGUCGUCAGUAAAAAAGCCAGAACAGGUCGCAAUCAAAAAUACAUAUGCUGUUUGCCCAAGAAACUGGAUUGGAUUUGGGAGUAAAUGUUUUUAUUUUUCUGAAGACACAAGCAACUGGACAUUCAGUUGGAACUUCUGCAUGAAACUAAAGGCACAGUUAGCUAAAUUUGACAACAUGGAGGAACUGAAUUUCCUGAAGAGAUACAAAGGGACCUUUGACUACUGGAUUGGCCUGCAUAAAGAGUCAUUACAGCACCCUUGGAGGUGGAUGGACAACACAGAAUAUAACAGCUCAGUUCCCAUCCGAGGAGCUGAAGAAUAUGCCUACCUGAACAACAACGGGAUCAGCAGUGCCAGGAUCUAUGCAGACAGGAGAUGGAUCUGUAGCAAGCCCAACAACUAUAUCCUGGAAUGCCAAAUUCCUUUUGCUUCUUUCUAGUCUUUGUCAAGAGAUGCUUUGCAACCUAAUAUCUACAGUUGCUGCUCUAUCCCCUGUUUAACAAUAUUGUUAUAAAAAAAGUUGACUGACAACUGGGUCACAGGAGCAUCCAGGCAUCAUGCAGUCUCCCUGAUGACAAUAGGUUCAAGAGCGCUCCUGGGACAGCAAGUAUUUGGCAAGAGGUGGUAUGUGUUCUACAGGAUCAAACAUUCAGCCAAGACUUAAAUCUUCACAUAAACAUAGACAAGCAUGUCCAUCUAAAAAAAAGAAUUGAGAAUAUUUCUUUACAUCCAAAUGAGAAACAUAUUGAAGAACUGCACAACCAAGGGUUUAGAAGAACAUAGAUUAGAUUGAAAUACUUGUUGGCACUAAUACCUUAAGCCAAAAGUACAAAUAAUGUUAGUGAACUACUUUUAUGAAAUGAAGUUUUUGUUCAGAUAGCCCUCCUUUUAAAUUUAUUGCAAUUGCCCUUGGACUUUAAUAAUUAAAAAACAGUUGGACAGUGAUGAUACAUACCUUUAACCCCAGCACUCAGGAGGCAGAGGCAGUUGGAUCUCUGUGAGUUUGAGACCAGCCUGGUCUACAGAGCUGUUCUAAGAGAGAUAGGGCUGUUAUCCAGAGAAAUUCUGUAUCAAAAACCAAAACAAAAAAAUAAAAAAAAAGAAGAAGGAAAGAAAAGCAGCAGGGAAUAGUGUCAAAAGUCUUUAAUUCCAGCUCUCAGGAGUCAUAAGCAGGUGAAUCUCUGUGAGUUCGAAGCCAGCUUGGUCUACAAAUUAAGUUCUAGGACAGCCAAAACUACACUUAGGUAUCCUGUUUCAGAGGAUAAAAAGAAAAAGAAGAAAUGAAAAGCAGAAGGGCUUGUGUUUUUAGAAAAUUACUUGUGUUUUCCGAAAAGUAAAAGCAUGUACUCCCAAAUCCAAUCCAGUUACUUAGGCAAACAGAAUGGGUAUUUUUGAUUGGGACCUAUAAUUAAUUACACCUGUAACUCCAGGUACUUGAGGGUUGAAACAGGAGGGUUACACAUGGGGUCUGAAGGUAUGAGAAUACUAAUGAUAAGGAAGAUGAGAAUCCAUUUGACCAUCCUGUAAUUUGGGGACACACACUAAAUAUUCUUUUCAAAAGUCAUUCCAACAUGCCAAAGAAUUUAAAAAGUAUUUAACACUAAGAUUUACUUCAUACUUUCCAAUUUAAAACAUUAAGGACAUUGUCAAAUUGUUCCUCUUUUUUAGUUUUCAAUGUUUCUGUUUCCAAUUAUUCUCUUCUAAGUAUGUCUUAAAAACAAAUGCCAUUUUGUUUAAUGGUUUGCUUGGAUUUAUGUCACAUCAAAGGGGAGUUACACUCCUCAGGCAUUCAAGACUUAAUCUCUCAGUAGUGUGUGUACUAUUGGCUCCUAAAAUCAAGGUAUUUAAAAUCUUUGUAGAGCAGCUACACUGUACUGAUGAGUCCC
This is a messenger RNA of Microtus ochrogaster (prairie vole), 2938 nucleotides long. Its product is annotated as C-type lectin domain family 2 member D11-like. NCBI's taxonomy places the organism in Eukaryota, Metazoa, Chordata, Mammalia, Rodentia, Cricetidae. Gene Ontology annotation, cellular component: external side of plasma membrane. Gene Ontology annotation, molecular function: natural killer cell lectin-like receptor binding. The record is from RefSeq and is a predicted model, not a curated record.